UUUAACAUCCACCUUCAACAAGCCACGCCCACCCACUCGUCGUCGUCGUCGCAACCCCAACAGCACAACAUGUCUGCUCUACCGAACACUCUGCUCCCGGGCGCUUCUUCUUCGUCAUCGCGACCACCCACCGGUGCGACAACCUACUCAGCUCCGCAGACCGUCCCUACCAUGCCCCCUCCCAUCAACACCAACCAGCAGCAGUAUACGCCGCGUCCUCCCACCCUCAAUCCCCAGCACAGUCACUCGCGCUCGAGUCCUGCUGGCCUCGACCAAAAGUACAUUGCUUUCUCCACCACUCCUACAAAAGCUUACAACUCCAUCACCCCCUCGUCAAGCCACUCUCCCCUAGGCCUGGCCGACAUACGCCCUCGUACCAAUUCCGACUUGCUCAACCGCACGGGUACCCAGUCAGCUGCCGUCUACGACUAUGGUCCUAGCCAGACAAACUGCAGCUACAUGGCUCCGUGGGCCGCCUACUCGUUUGAUUGGUGCAAGUGGCCGGUGCCCAACGGUAAUAGCUGUGGUAAGAUGGCCAUUGGCAGCUAUCUCGAGGACCCUCAUAACUUUAUUCAAAUCGUCGACACGCAGAUCACCUCCCAGGAUCAAUCAGCCAUGGGCGGUCCUGCCUACGGCAUCGACUAUGUCAAGGUCGCCGAAGCCACAUGCGCCUACCCGGUGACGCGUAUUUCGUGGGAGCCUCCAUCUUCAUCCAAACAAUCUACCGAUCUUCUUGCUACCUCGGGCGAUCACUUGCGCCUGUGGUCCCUCCCCUCAUCCUCUCAACCCGCCAUGCUGUCCAAUAACAUCAACCGAUCCGCUUCGGUCAAUGUGCGCGAUCCUUCCGUCCAAAAGCUGCAGCCUCUCGCGCUCCUCUCAAAUUCGAAGACCCCUGAACACACUGCUCCUUUGACCUCUCUUGAUUGGAAUACUCUCUCGCCGAAGCUUAUAAUAACAUCGAGCAUUGACACGACUUGUACUAUCUGGGAUAUUCCUACACUUACAGCGAAGACGCAGCUGAUCGCACACGACAAGGAGGUCUUUGAUGUCCGCUUCUGUGCAGGCAGUGUAGAUGUGUUUGUCAGUUGUGGUGCCGAUGGAAGUGUACGAAUGUUUGAUUUGCGAAGCCUGGAACACAGUACUAUUAUCUACGAACCCUCGGAGAAGUCGGACAAAGAUAAAGCGGCUCUGCCAUCUUCUCCUACAAAAUCGUCAGCAGCAGGACUACCAUCAUCUCCUCCACUUCUUCGUCUUGCCGCUUCACCACAUGAUGCACACCUUCUAGCAACUUUUGCUGCUGAUUCAAACAUUGUGCGCAUUCUCGACGCUAGACAACCUGGCACAGCUCUGCUUGAACUUCGUGGGCAUUCAGCUUCUCUCAACUCAAUAGAAUGGAACCCCAGCCGACGAGGCAUGCUUGCCAGUGGUGGUGAUGACAGCCAAGUACUUGUCUGGGAUCUGCUCAAUUCUGGCAAUGGCGCCAGCAUCAACGGCGGUGCUCAAGGAGAAGCUCAAGCAAAGGGCCCCUCAGCAAGCUGGAGAUGCGAUUACGAGGUUAACAACAUUUCUUGGGCGCCACAAAGCGCAUUGACCGGCCAAGGCGGCGAUUGGCUAGGAGUCUGCGCUGGUAAAGGAGUAUGGGGCGUCAAACUGUAA
Aureobasidium melanogenum CBS 110374 is the source of this 1656-nucleotide messenger RNA. Its product is annotated as WD40 repeat-like protein. The transcript is spliced from 3 exons. The record is from RefSeq and is a predicted model, not a curated record. Lineage: Eukaryota; Fungi; Ascomycota; Dothideomycetes; Dothideales; Saccotheciaceae. Gene Ontology annotation, molecular function: protein binding. The annotation marks the transcript as partial. Gene Ontology annotation, cellular component: nucleus.